Messenger RNA from Lathyrus oleraceus (garden pea), 1967 nucleotides. RefSeq names its product zinc finger CCCH domain-containing protein 1. The transcript has 9 exons. The record is from RefSeq and is a predicted model, not a curated record. Gene Ontology annotation, molecular function: metal ion binding. The coding region runs from base 165 to 1649 and encodes 494 amino acids. NCBI's taxonomy places the organism in Eukaryota, Viridiplantae, Streptophyta, Magnoliopsida, Fabales, Fabaceae. Gene Ontology annotation, cellular component: U2-type spliceosomal complex. Gene Ontology annotation, biological process: snoRNA splicing.
AGAAACCUCCCUCUCCUAAAUUCUCCAAGGUCCCACGUUUUUUCACUUUAGCAGUCACCACCAAAACUCAAUUCGCGAGAUUUUCACUUCUUCUAUUUCGUAGUUCAAUCUCCUUUUAAUUUCACGUUAACUCCACUUUAGGGUUUCCCACUCCUCCUUCUCCGAUGGCUCUCGAUGCUAAUCGUGCCGGUACCGGCGCCAGCACAAGUGGAACCGCCAAAGACGAAGCAGCGGCAAAGAAGAAGAUCGAGAGUGAAGAUCUGUCAGAUGAGGAUUUGGCUCUGAAGCAACAACUCGAGUUGUAUGUUGAGAGGGUUCAGGAUUCCGAGCCGGGAUUGCAGAAGGUUGCACUUGAGAGCAUGAGACAAGAAAUUCUUACUUCAACCAACUUCAUGAUCCCAGUUCCCAAGCCACUGAAGUUUCUGCGCCCACAUUAUGGCACUCUUAAGACAUAUUAUGAAACUAUGGCGGAAUCAGAGUUGAAGAAGUACUUGGCAGACAUAUUGUCAGUUUUGGCCCUUACUGCAGAAGGAGAACGAGAAAGUCUCAAAUACAGAUUACUAGGUUCAGAGGGCGAUAUUGGUUCAUGGGGACAUGAAUAUGUUAGAAAUUUGGCUGGAGAAAUUGCACAAGAAUAUGCAAAACGACAGUCUUUUGGCAUGGAUAAUUCUGAUGCCAAAUCUGCUGAAAAUCAGCAAACUGAACAAGUUUGUAGUUUCUUCCGAAAACCGGUUAAUAAGAAGAAUAUAAGGAAACGAACUGUUGAUAAUGAAGAUAAUGAGGAUGACUCGAACAAUGAAGGCUCAUUGAUGCAUGUUCAGAAAAAGACCAUGAAGCCUGACAAUAAGUUGUUCUUUUCCUCCUGCUCUUCAAAAAGCUCUGCAUCUACUGAACCGAACGAAGAAUCUGAGAAACACGGCUUUCAUUUUGAGUCUUCCAAAGAGAUUCAAGUUCAACAUGAUAGCAAAGCAACUGCGACUUUGGAGACUGAGACUGAUUUUUUGAAAGAUGCUCGUGCCAUUCGUGAAAGAGCUCUCAAGCAAGCGUCGGAGAGUCUCAAGGGUAAGGGAACUGGCUCAGAGGAUGCAAAAUUAUACAAGGGAAUCAAUUAUUACAAAGAUCAUAAAGCUGGAUUUCGUAGAGAGCACACAAUUGCCGGUGAAAAGGCUGGUGGGUCACACGGUCCUCUCAGGGCUUCGUCUCACAUACGAGUUUCAGCAAGAUUUGAUUAUCAGCCUGAUAUAUGCAAGGAUUAUAAGGAAACUGGUUACUGUGGGUAUGGCGAUUCAUGUAAGUUUAUGCAUGAUCGAGGUGAUUACAAAUCUGGGUGGCAGAUGGAGAAGGAAUGGGAAGAAGCUGAGAAAUCAAGGAGGAUGAGAUUGGCUGCAGGUGAGGAUGCGGAGGCGGAGGGUGCUAAUUUGAAUGACGAUGAUGAUUCCGACGAUGAUUCAUUACCAUUUGCGUGUUUCAUUUGUAGAAAUCCAUUUGUGGAUCCUGUUUCAACCAAGUGCAAACACUACUUCUGUGAGCAUUGUGCAUUGAAGCAUCAUGCAAAGAAUAAGAAGUGUUUUGUAUGCAAUCAGCCAACACUUGGUAUUUUCAAUGUUGCUCAUGAGAUACGAAAGAAGAUGGCCGAGGAUAAUAAAUAAACACAUCCAAUACUAUCCGUUUAUAUCUUUGCUUCUUGGAGGUUAUCUUUAUUUUUUCUCUUUCUCUUGUUUUCCCAUUUAACUUUGUCAAACUGGAGAUGCUAUGUAAUGAGCUGAAAACAUAUAUUACGUAAGCACAUAGGUCCCAUAAUUUUUGCAUCUAUCUUGCUAAUAGACCCCGGAAUAUUUAUAAUAGUGAGAGAGUUGAAUAUGAGAGAAUUGAAUAUGUUUAAAAUAGGCCAUUAGUGGUAUAUGUUGUAGUUCUUGUUGUAGUGUAACUCAUUUUAAUUCUAAAAAGUAGAGUUCUAACUUUUCUAA